Molecule: messenger RNA, 3949 nt
Organism: Lacerta agilis (Sand lizard)
Lineage: Eukaryota; Metazoa; Chordata; Lepidosauria; Squamata; Lacertidae
Gene: TADA3
Product: transcriptional adaptor 3
Exons: 9
Coding region: 377-1678 (433 amino acids)
Biological process (GO): regulation of transcription by RNA polymerase II
Cellular component (GO): SAGA complex
Molecular function (GO): transcription coactivator activity
Source: RefSeq, a predicted model, not a curated record
CUACACAAGCCCCAGCCUUUUGGGUCCUUAUUUCCAAUGCUGCUCAUCCCACCUUCCAAACCCUCAUUGCUUUGUGCUUUUCUUCCCUUGCACGUUUGUGCCUUAACCCUGCAGAGGGUCUGCCCUCCCACUGCCCAUUCUGCGGUCCCUUUCCCAGCUGCUGGUGUUCUGUAGACUAGCCUUGCCUUCUCGUUCUCUUUUCCUUCUCCUCCACCUGCAACCUGCUUGCUCCCAUCCCUUAAACACUUGCCCCUCACUGUGGCUCCUUGCCUGCCGGGCCGAUGAUACCUGUCACCGUGUCUCCAUUGAUGCAGGUUUCUUGGCUGUGAGCCGCCUCCCUGUCUCCGGUUAUCCGUAGGACCCAGCUAGCCACACCAUGUCUGAGCUAAAGGACUGUCCCCUUCAGUUCCACGAUUUCAAGUCUGUGGACCACCUGAAGGUGUGCCCUCGCUACACAGCUGUGCUGGCCCGGUCGGAAGAUGAUGGCAUCGGCAUUGAAGAACUCGACACCCUGCAGCUGGAGCUCGAAACACUGCUGUCUUCUGCCAGCCGCCGGCUUCGGGUGCUGGAGACUGAGACCCAGAUCCUGACAGAUUGGCAAGACAAGAAAGGGGACAGGAGGUUUCUGAAGCUGGAAAAAAAAGAGCAUGAGUUGGGCACUCCUGUCAAACAUGGCAAACCCAAGAAACAGAAGCUGGAAGGGAAAGGAAGUCACAGCACAGGGCAGGGUCCCGGUCGGCCCAAAUCCAAGAACUUACAGCCCAAAAUCCAGGAGUACGAAUUCCCAGAUGACCCAAUUGAUGUGCCCCGUAUCCCCAAAAAUGAUGCACCUAAUAGGUUCUGGGCCUCGGUGGAGCCAUACUGUGCUGACCUCACCAGUGAGGAGGUGCGUACCUUAGAAGAUCUCCUCAAGCCUCCCGAAGACGAAGCAGAACACUACAAGAUCCCACCUCUGGGGAAGCAUUACUCCCAGCGCUGGGCCCAAGAAGACAUGCUGGAGGAGCAGAAGGACGGGGCUCGGGCUGCAGUUACUGCUGAUAAGAAGAAAGGAUUCUUGGGACCCCUGACAGAGCUGGACACUAAAGAUGUUGACGCUUUGCUGAAGAAGUCCGAGUCCCAGCAUGAACAGCCUGAGGACGGCUGCCCCUUUGGACCUCUGACCCAGCGGCUUCUGCAGGCGUUAGUAGAAGAGAACAUAAUCUCCCCCAUCGAAGACUCGCCUAUUCCCGAGAUAGCAGGCAAGGACUCUGCAGCUGAUGGGGCCAGCACUUCCCCCCGCAGCCAAAACAAGCCCUUCAGUGUGCCCCACACCAAGUCUCUGGAAGGCCGCAUCAAAGAAGAGCUGAUUGCUCAAGGCCUGCUGGAGUCGGAGGACCGGCCUGCUGAGGACUCGGAGGACGAGGUGCUGGCCGAGCUGCGGAAGAGGCAGGCUGAACUCAAAGCCCUGAGCGCACACAACCGAGCCAAGAAAGUCGAGCUGCUCAGGCUGGCCAAGGAGGAGCUGCACAGACAGGAGCUGCGCCACCGGGUGCGCAUGGCUGACAACGAGGUGAUGGACGCCUUCCGCAAGAUCAUGGCCGCCCGACAGAAGAAGCGCACCCCGACGAAGAAGGAGAAAGACCAGGCCUGGAAGAGCCUCAAGGAGCGCGAGAGCAUCCUGAAACUGCUUGAUGGCUAAGUCCCCGCAUCCCAGGGGAGUGUUAAUCGGGAGCCCCUUGGCCCAAGCGCCUCCAUUUUGAACCGUGGUUGUAGGCUCCACUUUUAAGGGAGGCGACAGCUGCAAAUAGGGACUGCAGCAGCUCCCUCUAUUCAGCUUACCAGCAUCCUGUUGCAGCCAGGGAUCUGGGCAGGCUGGACUUGGCCUGGUAGCCACCCCUCCUUCCUGCGUGUGGCUAGGAGCACUCUCUGUGUGUGAGCUGGGGCAGGGGGGGCCUUGAUCGCUGCUAAAGUUGGCAGUCCCUCCUCAGACAUCGGCAGGGCCGGCUUGCGACAUUGGAGACAGGGAACGGGACAGAACCUACGAGUCGGGCCUGAGAAUCACACGGAAGCUUCCAGGACUGUGCCUGCAGCGUAUAAACUUGUGGAGGCGGGUGGCUUCGGAUUCUGUUUCGUAUUUCCCGCCACGCUGCAUGCGAACCUUCAGAGGCUGCAGAGACAGCGGAACCUCGCAGGCGGUGGCCAGAAUUCCCCAAGCGCCUGAGUGGCAUUCAGCUGGGAACAAUUUGCCGCAACACUCCGUUGCCCUAGUCUGGGACAGACCCAAGUUAAAAUGGCCAGUGAAGCUCAGAAACUGGAAUACCUGACCCCUAGGCGGUGUAAAUAGGUGCCUGAAGUGCGUGGCAUUGGGCAGUAGAGGGAGCUGCUUGUCUCUCGCAGGGUCUCAGACUGUUCACUGUUGGCCUGUGACAAAUAGUGAAGGUCCCUGCGCUGUGGAAGAUUGUGGGUGUUUGUGAGCCUGAGAGGCAACCCUGACCGCUUUCCUCUGCUCUCUGUCCUGCUCAGCCUCUUCCUCUGGUGGUGUGAUGUCUUCUCUCCCUGCUUCCCCUUUCUCUGAUUGUCUGAAGUACCUACCGAGGGGCUGGCCUUGGUGUGGGAAUCGAGCAAAGGUUUGCCCCUGGGUUCUACGAUGCAAGGGCUGAUUGGAAGAGGCAGGUAGGGCAGUACGUUCCCUGCAGGGCAGAGAGAGGCAGGUGGGAUUUGGCAUUUGGGCAGAAGGGAGGGGCUGAGUGGCCUUGGCUGGGCCUGCACCUAUCUCAGCCACACAAGAAAAUCACUAAUGGGAAUAGCAGCUGGAACCUGCGGUGGGGAAAGCCGCUGGGUAUGGAGAGUCAUCUUCCGUCCACUCCGAACCUGUGUGUUUGCUCCCCUGGCAUCAUACAGGGAAAAGCCCCAGACCUGAGAAAGCGAGUGAGGGAGAAGUAAAACAUCGGGUUCUCUUUCCCCAUCCCCUAUGGGAAAGAGAAACGAGCAGGAACUGUCUUAUGGGCAGACUUCUCAGAUCCACAGGGAGCGGGGAAAGGGAGUGGGCAAAGCAGAGAUCACCUGAGUGGCCUGAGAUGGGCUGAACCCAUGUAGAGAACUCUCAACCCUGCCAACUGCAUAAUAUCUAGCCAGGCUUCGGGGUGCAUACAGGUCAGGCGAGGCCAGCACUGCCUUUUCUUCCUCUGUUGGGGUACAUUUGCCCGCCAAGAGCGGUUGGGAUGCUCCUGCUCGAGCGCUCUGCCUAAGUUUCACCUUCCUGCUUCUUGCUCCCUUUAUGUGGCAUUGGGGUGUCAGGUGAUUGACAGGCAGCAGGCCUGUCAAAAUGGCCCGGAGGGGAGGGGGCCAGGAAGCUGAGGACCCAGCUUUAUACAACUGGCUGUAAGUGUGUGUUUACCCUUACUGUAGCCAUGCCAUAUUGCAGCGCUGCACAAGGGAACCUCAAUCUCCGGCUGGCGUCAGAGCCGCCAUAGCACAAUUCCAGCACAGCAGUAGGAGGAGAUUGAAGCAAGGCUGUGGGCUUCCUCUUGGACACACUUCACCGUCUGCAUCUGCAGACUUCUUCCACCUCCGCUGACUUUACCUCCUUCUGAAAGUUUGACUGGGCAGCUGACGGCUGUCUUAAUUAAGCAUACAAUGCCUGUGUUUAAAAAUGCCCUUGGGACCUGUUCUCUACCCCCCACCACCACCACCCCACUCCUUUCACGUACCAGCAACUUUCAAACACUUCCUCCUGUGCCUGCCUAGAGGAGGUUUCAAGCCUCAUUGGUCUCCCAACAUGAGGCGACUCUGGGAACAGAUGGUAUUGGGGGCUGGAAAGGGCAGCGGCGGAGAAGCCAGGAGGAAGAUCUGGCAUUUGGGAAAGGAUCAAAUGAGUUCUUCGACACUGCGGUCUCUUCCAGUUUGUGUCAACAUGGUGCCUCACUAGAAAUUCUUCCAGAGUGUCAAUAAACCCAUGACUAUGAGAGCA